This is a messenger RNA of Gadus macrocephalus (Pacific cod), 2452 nucleotides long. It is a transcript of the gene ttll12, whose product is annotated as tubulin tyrosine ligase-like family, member 12. Gene Ontology annotation, biological process: protein modification process. Lineage: Eukaryota; Metazoa; Chordata; Actinopteri; Gadiformes; Gadidae. The record is from RefSeq and is a predicted model, not a curated record.
GUGCUCAGCUGUUUUUAAGCUACUUCCGGGUCCUGAGGAAACACGUGAAGCGGGUCGGGUCCAGCUUCUGCCGCGUCUUGUUUACAAGUAAACCACAACAAGUAACGAUGGCAACAACCAACAAUGGCAUCGUAAACGGAAUGGAGGAGAAGGAGACAGAGCAGAAGGAGGAGCAGGAGGAGGAAGUCUACCGGAACUUUGUGGCUCUGCACGCCGGAGCGCUGAGGUCCUCAGGAAUCCCUGAGCUGUAUUGGAAGAGCCUGUUCCUCAAGCUGAGCCAGGAGAUCUAUGAUGCCGGAGAGGUAUUCGGGAUCAUGCAGGAGAUGGAGGAGGCUGAGGAGGAGGAGGAGAAAAAUGCAAACCCUAUCCCGAAGUUCACCUGUAAAGUGGUCGUAACGAGUGAAGAUGGGCUGCAGGCCUCCGACCCCAACAGCGUGUUCCUGGUGGACCACGCCUGGACGUACCGCGUGGAGCACGCCCGCCAGCAGCUGGAGGAGAUCCCCGGCCUGCUGCCCAGGAUGGCCUCCCUCAUGGGGCUGGACUGUCACGGGGAGACCCCCGACCCGGGCACCGUGGACCGGGUCCUGGAGAGCAUGUGGCGCUACAACCAGACCUACCGGCUGUCCCAGGGGACGGCGGAGGAUAAGGUCCCAGUCUGGUACAUCAUGGACGAGUUCGGCUCCCAGGUGCGGCACGCGGACGAGGCCUCGUGCCGUCUGGCCCCCCUCUACUACCUCCAGGGGCAGAUGGCCUUCUCCGUGCUCUGGCCGCUGCGGGACCUGGCCCCCGGAGACGAAGUCACGCGUGACUACGCGUACGGCGAGACGAGGCCCCUGGUGAGGCAGUGCCGCCUGUUGCCGUGGAUACCGGCCGACCUGGAGGGGGUGAGCACGGACACGCCCGAGCCCUCGGAUCUGUACUACGAGGCCAUUCAGAAGGAGAACAAGGAGACGUCUCCAGUGGAGAUCCAGCCCACCCCGGUUCCUGCAGACAAAGUCCUGAAGGUCUUCACCGGGAUGCAGCAGGUCAGAGAUCACCUCACCCACCCCCGCUUCCAGAUGACCGACUCUGAGGAGGACGCGGACGUGGUCUGGGCCUACGUCAGCAUCAAGGACUACCGGAAGUGGAGCGAGCAGCGGCCCCAGGUGAUGCUGAACCAGUUCCCCGGGGAGUCGGUCGUCACGGUGAAGGACUGCCUCUCGGCCGUGGCCCGGCGGGGCGGGGGGCAGGGGGCGCCGUGGCUCCCGCGCACCUUCAACCUCCAGACGGAGCUGCCCCAGUUCAUCAGGCAUUACCAGCAGAGACACGAGCGCUGGGUGGGCGAGUCGGUCUGCUUCGCCGGGCCGAUGAGUCCACAAAGGACUCAAAGGAUACGCGGCAUAACAACAAAGGAAGCAGCAGACCGAGCGAAGUGUGUGUGUGUGUGUGUGUGUGUGUGUGUGUGUGUGUGUGUGUGUGUGUGUGUGUGUGUGUGUGUGUGUGUGUGUGUGUGUGUGUGUGUGUGUGUGUGUGUGUGUGUGUGUGGUGUGUGUGUGUUGUGCGCGCGCGCGCAGCGGGGAGGACACCACUGGAUCUGUAAACCCUGGAACCUGGCCAGGGGCCUGGACACACACAUCACCAGCAGCCUGGACUACAUCAUCAGACAGAGGGAGAGCCUUCCCAAGGUGGUGUGUAAGUACCUGGAGGACCCCGUGCUGUUCCACAGGGAGGAGCUGGGCCGGGUGAAGUUCGACGUCCGCUACAUGCUGAUGCUGCGCUCGGCCCGGCCGCUGCGUCUCUACGCCUACAAGGUCUUCUGGCUGCGCUUCGCCAACAAGCCCUUCUCGUUGGAUCACCUGGACGACUACCAGAAGCACUUCACCGUCAUGAACUACGCCGAAGGUGUUCAGCUCAAACAGGUCCACUAUGAUGACUUCAUCCCCAUGUUCGAACAGCAGUACCCCCAACACCCCUGGAGCGAGGUGGAGGCGGAGCUGUUUCAGGUGUUCGGAGAGCUCUUCCAGUUAGGGUUCCGCCCGGCGCCCUACGGUCUGGGGGACUACCCCUCAUCCCGAGCCAUCUAUGCAGUGGACCUCAUGCUAAAGUGGGGACAGGGCCCAGCGGUGAGUCGUGUGAUGAAGCCUCAGAUCCUGGAGGUGAACUUCAGCCCCGACUGUGCACGGGCCUGCCUCUACCACCCCGACUUCUACAACCACAUGUUCCAGACGCUGUUCCUGGAUCAGCCCCAGGACUGCCCGGUCACCCGGAUCCUCUGACCCCCACACAUGAACCACAAUGUUGUGGUUAGGGGUUUAUUCAGCUGCCAUCUUGGCUCUAAGCGCUAGCUAAGUGCUAGCGGAGGAACUGAAUGCAGAAACCUGCAUUCAGUUGGAGGUGUAAAGUAAUAAAGGAGGAUUUAGGUGAUUAAAAAGGUCAAUGUGUGUCCAGUUCUUAAUAAAACUAUGAAUAAAGU